Staurois parvus is the source of this 398-nucleotide messenger RNA. Lineage: Eukaryota; Metazoa; Chordata; Amphibia; Anura; Ranidae. The record is from the annotation of a GenBank genome assembly.
GGGGAUUGGAACACCUGAAUCACAUGAAAUGGAGGGGAUUGGAACACCUGAAUCACAUGAUAUGGAGGGGAUUGGAACACCUGAAUCACAUGAUAUGGAGGGGAUUGGAACACCUGAAUCACAUGAUAUGAAGGGGAAUGGAACACCUGAAUCACAUGAUAUGGAGGGGAUUGGAACACCUGAAUCACAUGAUUGGGAGGGGAUUGGAACACCUGAAUCACAUGAUAUGGAGGGGAUUGGAAAAACCUAAUCACAUGAUAUGGAGGGGAUUGGAAUACCUGAAUCACAUGAUAUGGAGGGGAUUGGAAAACCUGAAUCACAUGAUAUGGAGGGGAUUGGAAAACCUGAAUCACAUGAUAUGGAGGGGAUUGGAAAACCUGAAUCACAUGAUAUGGAGG